Messenger RNA from Ambispora gerdemannii, 939 nucleotides. NCBI's taxonomy places the organism in Eukaryota, Fungi, Glomeromycota, Glomeromycetes, Archaeosporales, Ambisporaceae. The record is from the annotation of a GenBank genome assembly.
AUGAAGAAAGCGGAAGAACAGCGAAAAGAAAAGCAUAAAUGGAUGUAUGAUAAAGAAUCUGGUCCGUUAUUGUUGAAAGAUGGCGUGGUGGAGUCCCAGAAAUUGAUUGAAGGAUCUUCAGAAUCAAGGCCUGCGCCAAUCGAGACUUGGAAAUAUAAGGUCAAAAAUGAACUCAUGUUUUACCCAGAAGGGCACACAUCACAACCUGAAGAAAAUCCCAGAAUAGCACCAAAAGAAAUUGCGCCGGCCAAUACACGGUUUGAAACACCAGAUGAGACGAAUAUCAAUAAUCACGCUGCAGCAAUUGCAGCAAUAGCAUCUGGUUUUGAGUCAUAUGCUUCAUCCGAAUCAACUUCGGAAGCGGGUACACCGAGAGUAGCGGGAUACGAGUUUGUAUCGCCAACGCCUUCACUUAAUCCUUCCCAAGUAGACAGCUCAGAAUUAAUGACUUGGGGUAUGAUAGAGGGAACUCCUCUUCAAAUUAGCGGAGAUCAAACACCAGGUCCUGCUUUUUCAUUACCUCCUACCCAUCGCAGAGAAAUGCUUGGUAUGAGCCUUUCAAGCACUGCAUCUCGAAAUAUUCGCAAGCGAGUUAGCGCAAUGAAUACUCCUCGGACACCUUCUUCACGGAGUGCACUAGGAGCCAGGAUGGCAAGUACAAAUGCACGAACAUUAUUAUUAUCCCCUGCAGCAAGAAAAUUAUUACGGAAAUCACAUAAAACGCACACGUCUCCAAGCGCAGAUUUAGACUUACAAUUAAGGUCAUCAUAUGGAACUUUUCGUAGUACAUCAUUGAAGAAUGUUCCUUUUUCUCCUGCACGGUUUAAUUCACCAUCUUCUGCAUAUAUCCGGAGAAGUUCCGGGGCAUCAUCACAAUCCUCAUCCAUUACAACUGGGAGUGAAACCUCUGUGUCUAGAGAUGUUGUUGCUAAUCAAUAA